Messenger RNA from Priapulus caudatus, 2124 nucleotides. Its product is annotated as spore wall protein 2-like. The transcript has 4 exons. Bases 1 to 2124 code for a protein of 707 amino acids. The record is from RefSeq and is a predicted model, not a curated record. NCBI's taxonomy places the organism in Eukaryota, Metazoa, Priapulida, Priapulimorpha, Priapulimorphida, Priapulidae.
AUGGUGGUCGUCCGCGUCGCCGCACGCUCGCACAACCAGGGGCGACAUCGGCUAGUCGAACCCCUCCACAUCCUCGGCAAGAGAGACGAGCUCGGCUUCUCCGAUCACUGGGAUUCGGACAGCGCAGCCGGGCCUAGCGCUUCACGACAGUUCACUAAAUCUUCGUCCGGUGAGAAAAGGUUGACGCCGGCGAUCCGAAAGAAGGCGAAACUGGCGCUACAGAACCCGACAAAGCGAACGCCGCCCGUCGUCACGGAACCGGCACCCUCUUCGUCGUCGCUCGACGUGCUAGGCUCGAUCCUUGCCGAACAGAGCCUGCUGCAGUUGAAGUCGGCGGACGUGCGGAUCACGCGCGACGGCUCGAUAAAGCCGACGUCGCUGUCUGCCGUGAAACUGCAGUCGCGUGCCAGCCGCGUGUCCGAGAAGGCGCGCACGGCGAGAACCCUCGACAAGUCGUCGUCGUCGUCGUCAGCGACGGGAGACGAGCGGGUCGGCGCCGCGCGGCCAGAGCGCGUUGGCGUGGCGACGUCUCCCACGCGGCCAGAGCGCGUCGAGCAGAAGACGGUGGGCGACGAUGACGUGUGCACGCCGCUGCUGAAGGAGCUGAUCUACGAUCCGCGGCGGAACGUGCCUCGCCGCGCGCGCACCGAACUCGUGUACGCGAUGAUGCGCGGCGACGGCGACUCGGACGCCGGCGACGCUCCGGUGAAGAGCGGCUGUUGUGCGCAGGGAAACGGCGCUGCGGGGAACGCGGUCAUCUCACCGCAAGAGGGCGCCACGAGUGCGCCGACGAACUGCGCGUCCGGGGAUUCAGCGACGGCGACGGCGGCGGCGGCGCUCGACGAGUGCGGGUUUGAGGCCGUGUCCGAAGCAGAGUCGAUGGACUUCGGCGGUGGGGACGACGGAGACGAUCGAUCGGGGAGCGGUGGUGAUGGUGACGGUGCCAGGGGAGAUGCUUCGGAGCAUGGCAGUGACGCCGAGGGAGCGAACGAGAGCAACGGCGACGACGAUGCUGCGAACGGUAAUGAGGAGGAUGGAGCGGAGGAUGGGGAAGUGGAGGAAGGUGGAGCGGUGGAGGAUGGGGAAGCGGAGGAAGGUGGAGCAGAGGAUGGGGAAGCAGAGGAGGAUGGAGCGGAGGAUGGGGAAGUGGAGGAUGGGGAAGCAGAGGAAGGUGGAGCAGAGGAUGGAGUGGUGGAAGGUGGAGCGGAGGAUGGGGAAGUGAAGGAUGGGCAAGCAACCCCAGCCGCCGGAGAGGAGGAGGAGGACGAGCGGGAAGAGGACCGGGAGGGUGAUGAGGAAGAGCCAGCAGAAGAGGAAAGAGAAGAAGGCGAGGCAGCUAGUGAGGGAGAGGCGGACGAGGAUGACGAUGAGGUGGAGGACGGGGAAGUGGCAGACGAUAACGAAGCUGAUCCGGUCAGCGAAGAAUCGGAAGAUGCCGCACACGAAAACGGCCAAGAAGAAGACGAUGAAGAAGAAGAAGAAGAAGACGAUGAAGAAGAAGAAGAGGUAACUAGAGCUCAAGAGGAAGGAGGCGCAGAUGACGAACAAAAUGAAAGCAAUACAGCAGAAGACGGCGAAGAGGCGUGCGAGAUGCAAGAGGAGGAGGCCAACGAAGACGGAGACGAAGAUGAAGCAAACGAACACGAAGAGGGAGAAGAGCAAGACGAGGAGGAGGAAGAAGAAGCUGCGGAGGGCAACGACGACGACCAGGCCGACGAAGAGGCGAACGAAUCACACGACGAUGGAGAUGGCGACGGUAGCCACGGCGACGAUGCUGCGAGGGAACCGGCCAGCAGCGGGGAAGAAGACGCCGUCGCCGACGGCAACGCAACGAACAGCGACGACGCGGGACACUCGUCACGCGGACGAUCGCCGUCUGUCGUCGGUUCAGUGGGCGACAACCAGGGGGCGCCUGCGUCGGACGCAGAGAGCAGCGGCAACUCAGUGUGCCUCGUCGACAUUGAGCAGCUGAUCGAGGUGAUCGACAUUGAGGCUGGGGUCGCGAAGGUCGAGCGCGUCACGCUCAAGUCCCGCCACCUCAAGCAGCGGCCGAACUGCCGGCCGCGCCGCCGCCGCCGCCAGCAGCAGGUGGGUACCUUGUCUUAUGUCACUGACCUUGUCUAA